AUGGACAUAUCGGUUCUGCCCAACAACAACCACCCGGAUAAGUUAUUUCAGCUGGACGUGGGGAUGCUGCCGGCCACCCACGGGAUGUUCCAGGUCGGGGCAGCUCUGUCGGGGCAGAGGCAGUGGAGUAACCAAGUCUAUCAACAGAGGGAACGUAGGACUGUGAGUGACACUAGGCCUUCCCCGUCCCCCGAGGGCAGCCCUGUGGUGUUUGUGGACAGAUACCUGGAGAAGCACAUCACGCCGCACACCUUGAAUUCCAAGAUCAAGAGGAACCCUCUGUACACAGACAUAAGGACUAUAGACAUGGGGGAGAACCAGAAGUCCAAACCCUCCUGGACCAUCCAGGAGUUUGACAGACACUCAAUCCACUCCAACCUGGCAGGCUAUCUAAAGGAAGAAGAAAAAGGACCACGGGAUCUAGAUUUUUGGUUGGAGGAUGUCUACACACCUGGUUACGACUCCUUGUUAAAGAAGAAAGAAGCGGAGAUUAAAAGGAACAGACUUUGCAAAAUACUGACCUAUGUCAUUCUGUCAGUGUGCGUCAUCAUUAUCAUCAUCACAGUGCCAAUUGUAGUCACCAGAAAUGUAAAUAAACCGUGA
Salvelinus fontinalis (brook trout) is the source of this 603-nucleotide messenger RNA. RefSeq names its product major intrinsically disordered NOTCH2-binding receptor 1-like. The transcript has 3 exons. The coding region runs from base 1 to 603 and encodes 200 amino acids. NCBI's taxonomy places the organism in Eukaryota, Metazoa, Chordata, Actinopteri, Salmoniformes, Salmonidae. The record is from RefSeq and is a predicted model, not a curated record.